AUGGAGGAAACCAAGGGGGAAGAGGAGAGACCCAAGUGGAACAACAAGGCAGAGUAUCUGCUGACCUGCAUUGGCUUUGCUGUUGGAGUGGGCAACGUGUGGCGUUUCCCCUACCUCUGCCAGAUUUACGGAGGGGGUGCGUUCCUGAUCCCCUACCUGAUAGCCCUGGUGUUUCAGGGUCUGCCUCUGCUCUAUUUGGAGCUGGCUAUAGGACAGAGGCUCCGCAUGGGCAGCAUCGGAGUCUGGAACUCCAUAUCACCCUACCUGGGAGGAGUAGGUGUAGCCUCUAUGAUGGUGUCCUUCUGUGUGAGUCUGUUCUACAACACUAUCGUGGCCUGGGUACUCUGGUACCUCUUCAACUCCUUCCAGGAACCCCUGCCCUGGAGCCAAUGUCCCCUCAACCACAACAACACAGGGUACGUGGAGGAGUGUGUAGAAAGCACGCCGGUCAACUACUUCUGGUACCGUCAGACCCUGAACAUCACUCCUAACAUGGAGACCAGUGGCUCUCUACAGUGGUGGAUGGUGGUCAGCUUAGCUACUGCCUGGGCUAUCGUUUACAUCUGUUUCAUCAGGGGAAUCGAGACCAUCGGCAAGGCUGUGUAUGUAACAGCAACGUUCCCCUACCUGGUACUGACCAUCUUUCUGGUGAGAGCCCUGACCCUACCUGGAGCUUCUGAAGGUCUAAUGUACCUGUUCACACCUGACUGGGAGAUCCUGAAGAACCCCCAGGUAUGGCUGGAUGCUGCCACUCAGAUCUUCUUCUCUCUGUCAGUGGCCUUUGGUGGACUCAUCUCAUUCUCCAGUUACAACAGCCUCAAGAAUGACUGUGAGAGGGAUGCUGUUGUAGUGGGGGUUAUAAACAGUGCCACAUCUAUCUAUGCCUCCAUUCCCAUCUUUGCCAUCCUGGGAUUCAAGGCUCACACCAACUAUGUCACCUGUCUGAAUGGUAACAUCUUAGCACUGACCAAUGAGUUUGAGAUUAGCGACAUGAACAUAACGGUUGAAAACUACGACCAGUGGUUUGACUCUUUAAAUGGGACACAUCCAGCUAGAGUAUCCGAUCUCAACCUGAAGACAUGCGACCUGCAAACCUUCUUGGAUCAGAGUGCGUCUGGUACUGGGUUAGCGUUCAUCGUGUUCACAGAAGCGGUGAUAUCGAUGCCUGGCUCUCAGGUGUGGGCUGUGCUCUUCUUCGUAAUGCUGUUCAGUCUGGGUCUGUCCUCCAUGUUUGGUAAUCUGGAAGGCGUCCUCACGCCCCUUCAUGACCUCAAACUGGUGCCCAAGUGGAUGCCCAACGAGCUCUUCACAGCAAUAAUCUGCCUGGUAAUGUUCCUGUUGGCUCUGAUAUUCUGUCUGGGAUCAGGGAACUACUGGUUGGAGAUCUUUAACAGUUACGUGGGCUCCAUUCCUUUUCUCAUCAUCGCCUUCUUUGAGAUCAUCGCUGUGGUCUACGUCUACGGAAUGGGACGGUUCAGUGAUGACCUGGAGUUCAUGACAGGACGUAGACCCAACAUCUUCUGGAAGGUCUGCUGGUUGGUCAUCAGCCCUCUGAUGCUGGUCGUCGUGUUGGUGGCGUAUGUUGCCGUCCAGGCCCAGAAACACCCCACCUACCCAGCAUGGAAUCCUGACUAUGUGAACUUCCCCGACACAGAGGUUCUGCCGUAUCCAGACUGGGUGUUUGCCAUCUGUGUCCUGCUGUCUUCAGUCCCAGUUCUCUCCAUCCCCCUCGUGGCCAUCUACAGACUCAUCUGCUGCAUGUCAGGAAGACACUCUAAAGACAAUCUCCAUAACGAUCCGAAUCCCUACGCCAACGAAGGCUACGUCGUAGAGCGCUAGACCCUAAAAAGAUACUGUGCUUCCUGCUUGAGCUUUUAUUGUAAGCAGGAAUCA
Messenger RNA from Coregonus clupeaformis (lake whitefish), 1893 nucleotides. RefSeq names its product solute carrier family 6 member 18 (gene slc6a18). The coding region runs from base 1 to 1839 and encodes 612 amino acids. Lineage: Eukaryota; Metazoa; Chordata; Actinopteri; Salmoniformes; Salmonidae. Gene Ontology annotation, biological process: sodium ion transmembrane transport. Gene Ontology annotation, cellular component: plasma membrane. The record is from RefSeq and is a predicted model, not a curated record. The transcript is spliced from 13 exons.